Messenger RNA from Arachis stenosperma, 858 nucleotides. RefSeq lists its product as uncharacterized. NCBI's taxonomy places the organism in Eukaryota, Viridiplantae, Streptophyta, Magnoliopsida, Fabales, Fabaceae. The transcript is spliced from 2 exons. Gene Ontology annotation, cellular component: catalytic step 2 spliceosome; U2-type prespliceosome; U2 snRNP. The record is from RefSeq and is a predicted model, not a curated record. Gene Ontology annotation, biological process: spliceosomal complex assembly. Gene Ontology annotation, molecular function: mRNA binding. The coding region runs from base 131 to 514 and encodes 127 amino acids.
CUUCACGGGAGCAGUCCUGAAGAAGAUCGCCGUCAAGCAUUGAGGGAGGAGCCUCCCAUCGCCGCCACCUUUUUCCAGCUUGUGCCCAUUAACUUCCUUCCAGGGAUUACGCUAAUAUCAAUUAAGAAGCAUGAGAAACGCAACGAAAAUGGCGUCUUUGGAUCCAGAGAUUGCAAAGACGCAGGAAGAGCGCAAGAAGAAGGAGCAGCAACUCGCAUCCCUCAUUUCUCUCACCUUCGACACUGACCUCUAUGGCGGUUCCGACAAGGGCUCCUACCUCACCUCAAUCCCUGCCAACGAAGAUGAAGAGAAUAUCGAUGCCAUGGAUAACGAGGUUGCUCGCAAGGUUGCCUCCUAUACUGUCCCCAAAUCUCUGCUCAAGGAGAUGCCCGGUGGUGAUGACAGCGACGCCGGAUUGGGGUUCGGGAAGCUGCAGAAGAUUACCGACAGGGAGGGUGAGUACCGCCAAAGGAGGCUCAAGCAGCUCAUCGGAGCGCCACGAUCCCUUCUCUGAAGAGGGAGAAGGAGGAGACCUUGAAGGCCAUUGCUAAGAAGAAGAAGGAAGAGGAAGAGGCUGCUAAGUGAGAGAGUGCUACUCAUUAGCAAGUGCUUGUUUGCGUCCAUUGAUUAAGAUAUCACCUGUCUGUUUUGCUUUUGAAUCCAAGUAUUUACUUAUAGCUUAAAAUUAUUUCGUUGUUAUCAGUUUUUCCCAAUAUUUUCUUCUCCUCAAUCUUGCACUGUAAUACUGGAGCAGCAGUAUUUUAGGGAUGAAACUUUUGCUUAAAUUAUUUGUAAACCCAGGUAAAUUGAAACAGUUUCAUUUCAUAAAUGAUGUUGGAACUUAGAUUAUUCUCUUUA